CAAGUGUCAGCCAGUAAACAAGUUUGUUUAUUAUCUAUGGAUCUGUGAUUGUUACAGUGAUUCGUUUUCAUUUUAUUUUAUCAUUUUGUUAUGCAGUGAUUGAAUUACAAAGAAUCAUGUUGCACCAAUGGCUCAUCAUCACAUUCUCAUGGCUCGGUACUGUGCGACCGCAGUACAUCAACAGCGGCGCGUCUAACGGCUACACCCUGACCUCCGUCGACUCCAACAUACAGUACCCCAUACCGUACUACUUCAACCUGCCCUCCUCGAGGAACGACUAUGAAACCGUUCAGAACAUUCCUCCAAAUAUCCCCAUAAGUCCGUACGAAAAUAACCAACCUGACCUCCCAAGAAAACGUCGGGCUCCAAAGGAACAAGAAGAAAUCCGGGAGAAACGAUGGCUGUCCAACAUGGUAGACAUGGACCAAACCUUGUAUGGUCAGGAGGAACAGCUCGGGAAUCCUGGCAUGAAUAGCAUCGAAGGAGCCCUCGAUGAGAAUGGCACCAACCUGCUGAAUGUCAAGGAUAAGAAAUACUUCAGUCCGUGGGGAGGCAAGCGAGAUAAAGCUAGUAUCGAGCACAUGUGGACUUGGAAACGAGCCAGUAACAUCCGAGAGCCGAGCAUGCCUAAACGUGUUCGCUUCAGCCCCUGGGGAGGAAAGCGGAGCGGCCAGAUGAUCUACAAGCCCGGCUCCAAGAGUUCCAAAAUAAUCUUCUCCACAACCAUACCUGAAUUAACGAGAAUAGUCUCCAACUACUCUCCAAAUGGAAAUGAACGAUUCAACUUCGCUGGGUUCCAAUUCAUCCCGACACUGGACAAGCGGCACCCUAUCAAGAUCUUGGCUCUGAGCACAAAGACUGACGAGAGGACGCUGCGGGAAGCUAUGCCCUUCAAGAGCUUUCUAGAGUCUCUGCCUAAAAUAUUCAAACCUGGACAUCCGUAUUUGGAUGUUAACCUGAAGAAGGAUGGCAAGAGGAAGGUGAAAUUCAGCGCGUGGGGAGGCAAGCGGUCACCGCCUAUCAUCGGCCCCAUCUGGACGCCCGCGCCACAGAACCUCAAGGAAUCGACGUUAGACACGAUACUCCUAAUAAGGAACAGCCAGGAUAAAGAUGACUCGACAUUAAAGGCUUUGUAAUGUGGAUCCGAUGUUUUGCUCCCGAACUUUGUAUUUGUUGAAGGUCUAAUAUAGAUAUAGUUCCGUUAUAGUUAUGUUAGUGCCAUAUUUGUAACUGAUAUUAGAAAAAUGUAAAAAAAAUCGUAAAGUUCGGGGGUCCCGCGUCCUUGACGAUAGGCUGGGCUCGUCAGCGACGCAGUACUGAUGUAACUAAUGUUAAGACUUUGUUAUUCUUAUUUACUGCAUCUUGUUAGUGAAUAUAUAAAGUAUUAAGUUA
Messenger RNA from Spodoptera litura, 1392 nucleotides. RefSeq names its product leucokinin (gene Kin). Lineage: Eukaryota; Metazoa; Arthropoda; Insecta; Lepidoptera; Noctuidae. The record is from RefSeq and is a predicted model, not a curated record.